Molecule: messenger RNA, 1521 nt
Organism: Anopheles merus
Lineage: Eukaryota; Metazoa; Arthropoda; Insecta; Diptera; Culicidae
Product: phosphatidylethanolamine-binding protein homolog F40A3.3-like
Exons: 2
Coding region: 10-585 (191 amino acids)
Source: RefSeq, a predicted model, not a curated record
CCCGGCAGGAUGUCGGACUUUGUGCGCGAUAUGCGCAACCACAAGAUAGUGCCGGACGUGGUGCCGGUCCCGCCCGAGAGCCUCCUGCACGUGACCUAUGCCGGCGGGCUGCGCGUCAACCUUGGCAACAUCCUCACCCCGACCGAGGUGAAGCACGUGCCGGAGGUGGCCUGGCCGGAGGCGGAACCGGACGCCUACUACGCGCUCGUGCUGACCGAUCCGGACGCGCCGAGCCGGACGGCGCCCAAGUUUCGCGAAUGGCACCACUGGCUGGUGGUGAACAUACCCGGCAUGGACAUGGCGAAGGGGGACACGCUGUCGGAUUACAUUGGCGCUGCGCCGCCCCGCAAAACUGGCCUGCAUCGGUACGUGUUUCUGCUGUACCGACAGAACGAGCGGAUCUACUACAAGGAGUCACGGCUCUCGAACAGAAGCACCCAGGGUCGGGGCAAGUUCUCCACGCACAAGUUUUCGGAAAAGUACGAGCUGGGGCUGCCGGUGGCGGGGAACUUCUUCCAGGCCCAGUUCGAUGACUACGUGCCGAAGCUGUACCGUCAGCUGGGACACUUUCAAAACGCAUUCUAAAUGCUGCCAACAGUGCGCAGGAUGAAAGAGAGAUAGAGAGAUAGAGAGAGAGGGAGAGAGAGAGAGAGAGAGAGAGAGAGAGAGAGAGAGAGGGAGAGGGAAGAAAGUGCGCAUCAACUUGCGACCAUGGGGUCGUUCAACUUUCGGGGUCAGAAGCAGGAUCUUUCUUGCGAUCGGUUGAGAGGAUAAUGAUAAAGUGCGAUGCUCGUGGUCUGCUGCGCAAUAAAAACGCACACAGACACACACACACACACAUUCGCACAGACAGACAGACAGACAGGAACGAACGGUGAAGCAAACAGUUCACAGCAUCUGUGAGCUCUGUGGGGAGGAUGAAAGGAUUUGUGAAGUUGUGGCUAAAAAGGAGAGAAAAAAGCCCAAACGAGUGGCUGGCAUAGGGCAGGAUACAUAGGCCAUGGGAUGGAAAUGAUCAUCUCGAGAGGGCAGAAUGGCAUACACACACACACACACACACACAAACAAAGACGUGCUUCGCAGAUCGAUUUAACGUCCUGUCUCACCUGUGGUGCCGCUGUUGUUGCCAUGGUGCCUUCGGAAGGGAUCUUUGCCACCGAGCGGACAAUUCCGGCGAAGGGCAAAGGCUGCCAGCCGGUUGCUGCAUCCCCCCAAGCAUCCUUCGCGCGAGCCGUGGAAGGGCAGACAAAAAACGAUAAAGGAUAAAGCGAAAAGAAAAACCGAAAAUUAAUAAACAGCAAGAAAGGAAGAAGAAAAGCGCAAACAAACAAAGGAAAAACGGAAGCAGAAGAAACGAUUUUAUGUAAAACAAAGAUCCCCAAAGAUAUGUGGUUGUAUGGGUAGAGUGAUUUAGCAUAUAACGCUGUACGAUCAUCAAGUCAGACAGUCAGAAGAGGAUGAAAAAAUAAGAGAAAAACAAGCACUAGCGAAUGUACGUUUGCACGUUGAGGAAGGGCAGUG